Molecule: messenger RNA, 1980 nt
Organism: Suillus plorans
Lineage: Eukaryota; Fungi; Basidiomycota; Agaricomycetes; Boletales; Suillaceae
Product: galactose oxidase
Exons: 13
Coding region: 1-1980 (659 amino acids)
Molecular function (GO): protein binding
Source: RefSeq, a predicted model, not a curated record
AUGGGCAACGAGAAGAAGAAUACAAGUAAAGCAGCUGCGAAGGCAGCCAAAAAGCAGAAAGUGGAAGCCAAGAUUUCUAAGAAAGAAAAGAAGAAGAUCAAAAAGACAAAGACGACCGAUGCACCUGUGGAGGAUGAAGAUUUAGAGGCCAUCCUCGACAAGAUGAACCGCGAAUGGGAAGAUGCGCAUAAGGUCACAGAGGAACUAGUCGAGGGCCCACCUUCCCGGCGUGCGAACGCGACUCUGACGCCUUGCCCGAGCGGAAACCACUUGUGGUGCAUCGGAGGUGAAUUCUUUAGUGAUGAUGGCAAGGCCUACUUUUACAACGACGUCUACCGCUACAACCCUGACAAGGAUGAGUGGCGCAAGUUCGUGAGCCCUACGUGCCCUGGGCCUCGCAGUGCACAUGCCGUGGUGACUUCGGCAGCUGGAGGAGGAAAGCUCUUCUUGUUCGGCGGCGAGUUUAGCUCAUUGUAUCAGAACACGUUCCAUCACUACAGGGAUUUUUGGAGCUUUGAUAUUAGCACUCAUUCGUGGGAUCGCUUGGAUACUAAGAUCAGACCCAGCGCGAGGUCAGGACAUCGGAUGGCAAUGUGGAAGCACUACAUCGUUCUAUUUGGCGGUUUUUAUGACCCAGGGCAUCGCACCCAAUAUCUAAAUGAUACCUGGGUAUUUGAUACUCAAGAGUAUAAAUGGCGACAAAUCGAAUUCAAGGAUAUGGAUCGGAAACCAUCCGCAAGAAGCGGAUUCUCAUUUCUCUCUACGCCAGAAGGUAUUGUUUUACAUGGGGGUUAUUGUAAAGAAUACAUCAAGGGUAAACGUCCUAUUGGCGUAAUGCUCGACGAUACCUGGUUUCUCCGCAUGUCCCUCGAAACUUCCCAAUCUCCAUCAUCGUCCACAGUCUCCUCGGAUCCACUUAGUUUGAAAUGGGAAAGGCGAAAGAAACCAUCCUUCGCGCCGCACAUCCGCAGUGGCUGCACAAUGGCGCUGUGGUCGGUCAAGGGUAUGGGCGUCCUGUUUGGCGGCGUGACAGAUGACGACAGGGAUGAAGAGAGCCUCGAGAGCGUAUUUUGGAAUGAUCUCUACGGAUACCAACUCGUUGGCAAUGGGCGUUGGCAAUCAAUGACACUCAAGAAGUUGAAAAAAGCAGGGAAGGGUGGAAAGCGAAAGGCUGCAGCUGUUCAGCAAGAAGAAUCGGACGGAGAUGACGAUGGAAUUAAGACUCAAGAGGUUAAGAACACCAAGCAGGACCUUGAUGUUGAUCCUGAUGACCCAAUACUAACGACCCCAAUACCUCGGUACAACGCUAUGCUAACUGUGCUGAGGAAUACACUGUACAUCUAUGGUGGUAUCUUUGAGCGUGGGUCAAGGGAAUACACACUCGACGAUUUCUAUUCGAUCCAGCUCGAUAAGCUCGAACGGUACACGUGCCUCAAGCACAGCGGCAUCGUUAUCCCAGCGGAGGGCGACGAGAGCAGCAGUGAUGAGGAUGACGAUGGUGCAGAGAGCGACGAGGAUGGUGAUAGUGAUAAUGAGACGCGGGUAGAGGAAGAUGAUGCGGGGCUCGACCUUCAAAAGCUUGAUGAUAGUCACGAUGACGAAGAAGCUGACGAGCCCGUAGAUGUACGACACGAGGUGCGUGCGCAAGCGACGGCAUUCAUGGGUGUAUCCAAAGACACGGCGCGCUCUGCGGAGGAUGUGAUUAGCACACCAGAACCGGGAGAGACACUAGCUCUGUUUUAUGCUCGAAGUCGUGAAUACUGGACCCAGAAAGCACACGGAGUGAGCGAUAAUCGGGGCAAACAACUCAGGAGGGAUGGUUUCAGUUUUGCAGAAGAGCGAUAUGCGGAGUACAAACCUAUCCUCGAAGAAGUAGAGAAGAUCCUGGCCGAGGCCGGCCUCGAUGAGGACGAGAUGAGAGCAGGUGCUGCUCAGACUGGCGGAGGCGGAGGCAUCGCGUCAAGUCGGAACCGUCGGUGA